Danaus plexippus (monarch butterfly) is the source of this 1936-nucleotide messenger RNA. RefSeq lists its product as uncharacterized. Bases 48 to 1700 code for a protein of 550 amino acids. The transcript has 7 exons. Gene Ontology annotation, molecular function: oxidoreductase activity, acting on the aldehyde or oxo group of donors, NAD or NADP as acceptor. The record is from RefSeq and is a predicted model, not a curated record. NCBI's taxonomy places the organism in Eukaryota, Metazoa, Arthropoda, Insecta, Lepidoptera, Nymphalidae.
AAACAGACCGUGUUGCUGGGACUUUAUCGGCGGUGAUUGAGAGAAACAUGGAGGGUAUUAAGUUCGACGAAGCAAAUGUUAGCACAAAACUAGCGGAGGAGUAUUUGAAGAAAAAUCCAAUAUUUAAAUCAAAAGGAUUCGCCGACAGUGACAGAUUCACGUUAAACGAUCACAAAAACACAAUAUACUAUAGUAAUUAUACAAGGAACCUCGGGGCUGUGGUGUUGACCAAAGAUGUAAGUGAACUUCCAUUAAAAUUGAUGAACCUGGCCAAGAAAAUUGAGGAGAAUGUCGAACUUUUCUGCCAAUUGGAACUGUUACUGCGAAAGAUCCCCUUAGAAGAUACAGAGCGCAUAGAUUUGAAACUCAUGACACAAAACUUUAUGUAUCACAGUUCGUUAAAAAGCUCCAAGGAAGCGACGAGCACAGCUCGUCAGAUUACGUUCGAGUCGGCCACGCCACUGGUGGCGCUGGGUUUCAUCAGCCAGGUGCUGAUGGCUCACAUGCCGAAGGUCGUCAUUGAAUGCACCAAGGAAACAGCUCCCGUCGCCACCCUCUUCAUUGAACUUUGUCACCAAGUCGGAUUGGAAGGAAAAGUACUUCUAGCGAUUUUACCUGAAGUUAUAGAAGGCGGUUCCUCCAAAGUGACGAUGGAUUUUACGAAAAUGGGCGAAUUUCUGAACGGCUGCGUGGGUGUUGUGAGCGGGAAAAGUGACAUCGACUCCGCCGUUGAGUACUUCUUGGACGCGUCCAGUCGAUAUCCCUGGGCGUUGAGGAAGAUUUUUGUUCAAGAAAAUGCUGUGGAAAGAUUCACUACCACCAUGACCUGGAAGGAGGAGAAGCAGAUGGAAGUAACAUCAGCCGGGAAAAGCAAAAGCGAUACGGACCGCGAAAUAUCAUACUUCUUUGGGGAAAAAACGUUUCUGAUGAAGCCGGGUCGAGAUAGCACUGAACAUGACAAAAAUGUUGUCAUCCUUGAGGCUUUUAGGACGGUGAAGGAACUGAUAGGUCUACUUGCGAACGAGAAGCCGUUCGCGCUCUCCAUCUGGUGCAGUGAUAUUUCAGAGACGAAUGAGCUCACCCACAACGUAGACGCCAGCAUCGUGUGGGUCAACGACUUCGCCAACUUCGAAGGACCACCUCGCUCUUCGCAAGCCUUCUUUUCCCUCAUCGAUAUUUACUUCAGUUCUCAGCAUAUCGAACAAUUUCCUGAAAUGGCUGAAUUGACGAAACUCAAAGAAUCGUGGUUGGAACUCAGCGUUGAGCAAAGAAGAGCCGUCGUAAGAGAUGCAUUGGCAAAAAUAGAUAGGAACCAGUCCAAGAAAAUGUUAGAUGUCCUUGAUGAUAUGACGACGGAAAUGGAAAGUUUCGUUUACCUCACCAAGAAUAUGAUAGCGACUGGCAUUGAACUACAACCGCAAGCGAUGAUGCCGAGCGCGAUGUACGACCACGGGCUGGAAUCGUCGAUAAUGUCUCACAUCAUAAAGGGCGGUGCCAUCCUGCUACACAUACCUCCGCGUGAUCUGCCAGUAAAAAGCAAAGAUAUUUCUUACAUGUUCUAUGAUAACUUACGGAACAUGGCCGGUCCCGUACUAUUUCUAGAGAAAGAGUAUAAAAUCGGUGACGUGUCUGUUAUAAGGCAUCCAAUCAAAAGAUAUAAAGUCAUUUGGACCAAUUUCGGAACGAUAUUCGCUAAUUAAAAUAUUUUUAUAAAAAACAACAUUUCAUUAUUACCUUCAAAUGAACUAGGUGUUAGUUUCGAAGUCCUUUUUUAUAAUAAGAAGUCUUCAUAUUCUUAAUUAAGCAUUUGCUAUACUUAUAAAUCAUUUUGUAAUUUGUAGUUGUUGUGUGAUAGAGGAAAAUUCAAACUUAGUAAUUUUUAGGUUGCUUUGUUUCUAUUUAUAAUUUUCUAUACGUAUAUAUAUUUUUAACUAGA